AUGGAAAAGCACACGCAACCGUUUUUGCAUUUUGUACAGGAUGAGUUUCUGAAUACUAAUGUGUUUGAAAAAGUGAAGAAGAUUCAUGUAAACUGUAUGUUUAAUGAGAAGCACACUGAUCUCUUUAGGUUUCUGCAGACAGAUGAUCUGAAGAGUCGGGAUGAUCUUGAAGAGUUUAGAAGCUGUGUGAUGGACGCACUUAGUGAAGUGGUAGAUACCAAAGGUGGAUGGAUAGAUCUUUUUGGAUCGUACUACAGAGCAGGAGAUUAUCUACUGUGCCAUGAUGACAGAACUGAGCAUAGAAAGUAUGCAUUUGUGUACUAUUUAGAAGAUCAUGCAUCUGGAAGUCUUAUUUUGUAUGAAAAUGAUGCAAUGAGUGUUUCUAAGAAGAUAGAUGUAAGAGCAAAUCGACUGAUAGUGUUUGAGGUAUCUGAGAUUUCAUUUCAUGAAGUGGAGUAUUGUGAGGAAAAUGGCAGAAGGACGUUUACUGGAUGGUUGAGCUUUGAAGAUGUGAGCAUGCAUGAAGAAUUACCUGUGAUAAAUAUGAAUGUUCCUAGGAAUCAAGAUGUGUUUUCACUUGAUAUUGAUUUUGAAUCAAGCACGAUUGUGUUCUAUCCAGGGAUGGAGUAUGACUUUGGAAGUGUGGAUAAGCAUGUUGAAGGGCCGUUCUAUUCGCGCAGAGUUGAACGCCUUGUGGUACAGCAGAUGGUGGUGCCUGAGGUUGAUGGAUGGGUGUUAUUUGAUGCAGGCAUAUACCAUUUCAGAGUGGGAGAUUACAUUCUGCUGAAUGACAGAUGCAACUCAAUCAGCGAUGGUGUAUGCGAUGUAUAUUUCAUGGAGAUUAGGAAUGAUCAGUUUAGCUGUAAGCUUAGUAAUUAUGAAUGUAAUGAAUUUAACAAAAAUAUAUCGAAUGAUGACUGUAAUGGACUUAACAAUAGUCAAUCAAAUGAUGAAUGUGAUCUGGAUUUUAGUAAUCCAAGUAAUCCAAUAAAGUACCUGGACAGUGAAGGAAGAUGCGUUUAUGGCAUUCCAAUCAAGAACAAAAGCAUGUUUGCAAUCAAUCGCUGUGGACUCUCGAUAUUUGUGCAGCGAUGCACACAAGAGUUUCACCUUGCACAUUUCAUCUAUAUGCAGAAGAACACUGAAUAA
Messenger RNA from Ordospora colligata OC4, 1149 nucleotides. RefSeq lists its product as uncharacterized. The transcript has a single exon. NCBI's taxonomy places the organism in Eukaryota, Fungi, Microsporidia, Ordosporidae. The coding region runs from base 1 to 1149 and encodes 382 amino acids. The record is from RefSeq and is a predicted model, not a curated record.